AUGGACACAGAUACGAUUGCAUAUUUUGAUAGUAAACUUGAUAAAGUUACCUCACAGUUGAACAUUGACAAUGAUAAAAUUGUUGAUUUACAACAAGAAAUCGUUUUAUUGAAACAAUACAUUGAUUAUCAAAAUUCAAAAAUCGAAAAGGUAACCUCUUUAAUUGGUAAUUUAUUGGAGAAAAAGUCACAAGAUGAGGCUGUUUUAAACACAAUACAAGCACUUCAAGAAGAUGUCGAUGUUGGAGAUCUUCAAAGACAAGUGGAUCAAUUAACAUCUCAUCAUUCACUUGGACAAUCACAACAACAACAACAACAACACCAAUUACUCAACUCCCAGCAUCGCCAGCAACCUCGUCAACCAAAUGAGCAACAAUCACUUCAACAUCACCAACAGCCACAUCAACAACAUCAACAACAACAUUUACACCAACACCAAAACCAGCAUCAGCAGCAACAUUCACAAAGACCUUCUCACAUGCUGCAGGACAUUUCCACUCAAUUAGAGAGUAAUAUGGAUCCAGCUUUACACCAGGUGGCUGUUGCAACUGCUGCUGUUCAACAAGCACAGGCUCAUUCACAAUCAAAUGAACCACUUGGUAUGGCAUCUCUGUCCCAGCAAAGAGUGAGUAAACCAACCAAGAAACAAUCCAGAAAAAAGUCUGAUAUUACAGGACUGAAAGGUGAGACCGCAGGAGCGAAAUCUUCGCCUGUUCGAAAAGUGCAUAUCACGUUUAUGCAUAAUCCUACAAAUGUAAGAGAAAUAUAUGAUGAGUUUUUCAAAGGCUAUAAAGGACAAGAGCCAUUAUGCGAAUUGGACGAAAAGUAUGGAAAAAGCGAGUGGAGAGGCGAUUCAAGGUCCAAAGAAUCAAAAAGAUUUCAAAGAAGAAAGAAGUUGUGUGAUGCCAUUCAAAGAGGUAUGGUAAAAUACGGUAAAAAUGCCGAUGAAAUUAUUGAAUACCUUGAAAGUUUCCGCAAAGACAAGUCAUUGACAUGGUUGAUGAAUGGUCAUUUACCUGAGGAUCUACAAUCUUAA
Candida albicans SC5314 is the source of this 1035-nucleotide messenger RNA. RefSeq lists its product as uncharacterized. Bases 1 to 1035 code for a protein of 344 amino acids. The transcript has a single exon. The record is from RefSeq and is a predicted model, not a curated record. Lineage: Eukaryota; Fungi; Ascomycota; Pichiomycetes; Serinales; Debaryomycetaceae. Gene Ontology annotation, molecular function: RNA polymerase II cis-regulatory region sequence-specific DNA binding; DNA-binding transcription factor activity, RNA polymerase II-specific. Gene Ontology annotation, biological process: positive regulation of ribosomal protein gene transcription by RNA polymerase II.